UGACGCGGUUCCGGGGCCGCUGCAGCCGCCGCCGAGCCCAGCCGAGCCGCGCGCCCCUCCGGCUCUCACUCCGCUCCCGCUCCUCUCGCGCUCUGCUCCGCCUCCACCCUGGCGGCGCGACUAUGUCCCGGGCGCGGCCCCCGGCAGCCGCUCGCCGCUAGUCCCGCUCCCACCGCACAGCCCGGGCCCGGGGCGAUGGGGGCCACCGCCAGCCGGAGCGCCCACCUGGGGCCCGUGUCCGCCGGUCGCCCGUUGGGCUGCCUGUUCUUGCUGCAGCUGCUGCUGCUCGUCUGCGCCCCGGGGGCCGCGAGGGCCCAGGGCGCCGAGUUUCCUGAGCUGUGCAGCUACACCUGGGAAGCUGUCGAUACCAAAAAUCACAUGCUUUACACAAUCAGUGUCUGCGGAAGUGUGAGCAUGGCCCAGUGCGGGGCGUCCAGUGCUGUUUGCCUGCGAGACCUGAAGACAAACAGCUAUCGUUCCGUGGGUGACUCCCUUUUGAAAAGUGCAACCAGGACUCUCCUGGAAUUCAACACAACAGUGGACUGUGAUUCGAAGCCAAGCCCAAAGCACAGAAUCCAGAGUAGCAUCACCUUCCUAUGCGGGAAAACCUUGGGAACUCCCGAAUUCGUGACCGCAGCAGACUGCGUGCACUACUUUGAGUGGAGGACCACCGCAGCCUGCAAGAAAGACGUGUUUAAAGCUAAUAAAGAGGUGCCGUGCUAUGCCUUCGAUGGAGAGUUCAAGAAGCAUGACUUGAACCCACUGAUCAAGACCAGCGGGGCCUACUUGGUGGAUGACUCAGACCCGGAGUCUUCCCUGUUCAUCAACGUUUGCAGAGACAUAGACUCGCUACGGGACUCCAGUCCGCAACUGCGUGCCUGCCCUCUGGGCACUGCUGCCUGCCUGGUGCGUGGGGGCCAGGCCUUCGACGUCGGCCGGCCCAAGGAGGGCCUGAAGUUGGUGAGCAAGGACAGGCUUGUCCUGACUUACGUGAAAGAAGACGCGGGGAAGCCAGACUUCUGUGAGGGUCACAGUCCGGCAGUGACCGUGACAUUUGUCUGCCCAUCAGAGCGCCGAGAGGGCACCAUUCCCAAGCUCACGGCCAAAUCCAACUGCCGCUAUGAGGUGGAGUGGGUCACCGAGUACGCCUGCCACAGGGACUACUUGGAAAGCAGCAACUGCUCUCUGAGCAGUGAGCAGCAUGACAUUGCCAUCGACCUCCACCCACUUCGGCAGGACAGAGGUCAUUACUAUUCUGCAGACGGAAAGGAAUACACGUUCUAUCUGAACGUCUGUGGAGGAAUCGAAGCAAACCCCAAGGUCUGCAGUGGGAAGCAGGCUGCAGUCUGCCAGGCAAAAAAGCCUGAUUUUACUCAAGUCAAAGUGGCCGGAAAAUUCCAGAAUCAAACUCUCCGGUACUCUGACGGAGACCUCACCUUGACCUAUCUCGGAGGUGACGAGUGCAGCUCGGGCUUUCAGCGUAUGAGUGUCAUCAGCUUCGAGUGCAACGAGACUGCGGGUAACGGCGGGAGAGGGGCCCCGGUGUUCACUGGGGAGGUGGACUGCACCUACUUCUUCACCUGGGACACAAAGUACGCCUGCGUCAAAGAGAAGGAGGAGCUCCUGUGCCGCGUCGCCGACGGGAGGAAGCGGUACGACCUGUCGGCUUUGGCUCGGCACUCAGAAAAGGAACAGAAUUGGGAAGCCGUGGACGGCAGCCAGAAGGGAACGGAGAAGAAGCAUUUCUUCAUCAACAUCUGCCACAGACUGCUGCGGGAAGGCCGGGCGCGGGGCUGCCCUGAGGACGCGGCCGCGUGCUCCGUGGUUAAGAAUGAAGUUAAAAGUCUGGGCAAAUUUGUUUCCCCUCCCACAAAACAGAAAGGAAAUAUUCAGCUCACUUAUUCAGAUGGUGACGUUUGCGGUGAUAACAAGAGAAUACAAACUAACAUAACACUUGUAUGCAAGCCGGGAGACCUAGAAAGCGCCCCCGUGCUGAGAGCCACCUGGGAGGACGGCUGCUUCUACGAGUUUGAGUGGCACACGGCGGCCGCCUGCGUGCUGUCCCGGACCGAGGGCGACAACUGCACCGUCCUGGACGCCCAGGCAGGGUUUUCUUUUGAUCUGUCACCACUCAAAAAGAAGGACGGCUACAAGGUCGAGACCGAGAAGUACGACUUCUACAUAAACGUGUGUGCCGCGCUGUCUCUGGGCUCCUGUCCGACAGGCUCGGGGGCCUGCCAGGUGUCAAGGAGUGAUAAGAAGAUUUGGAGCUUGGGACAGAGCAAUGCUAAGCUCUCGUAUUACGACGGGAUGAUCCAGCUGAGCUACAGAGACGGCACGCCCUAUAAUGACGACAGGCACACACCGAGAGCAACGCUGAUCACCUUCCUUUGUGACCGAGACGCUGGCGUGGGUGUCCCCGAGUAUCAGGAGGAGGGCAACUCCGCCUACAACUUCCGGUGGUACACCAGCUACGCCUGCCCCGAGGAGCCCCUGGAGUGCGUGGUGACCGACCCGUCCUCGAUGGAGCAGUACGACCUCUCCAGGCUAGCGAAAUCCGAGGGCGGCCAGGAUGGAAACUGGUACGCCCUGGACAGCGCGGGCCCGCACAACACAUGGAGGAAGUACUACAUCAACGUGUGCCGGCCCCUGAGCCCCGUGCCGGGCUGCGACCGGUACGCUGCCGCCUGCCAGAUGAAGUAUGAAAACAAUCAGGGCUUGUUCUCCGAAGUGGUCUCCAUCAGUAACUUGGGAGAGGCCAAGGCGGGCCCCUCGGUGGAGGAGAGCGGCAGCCUCCUGCUGGAGUACGUGAACGGCUCCGCCUGCACCACCAGUGACGGCCUGCAGACCACCUACACCACCAGGAUCCACCUCAUCUGCUCCAGGGGCAGCCUGAACACCCACCCGAUAUUCUCUCUCGUGUGGGAGUGCGUGGCCACUUUCCUGUGGAACACGGAGGCCGCCUGUCCGAUCCUGAUCACAACAGACACGGAUGAGGCCUGCUCCAUCCGGGACCCCAACAGCGGGUACGUGUUUGACUUGAACCCGCUGAACAGCUCCGAGGGCUACAUGGUCUCCGGCAUCGGGAAGACUUUCAUGUUCAACGUGUGUGGCACGAUGCCCAUCUGUGGGACCCUGCAAGGAAAGCCAGCUUCCGGCUGCGAGGCGUCCACCCCGACAACCGACCUCAAGGACCUGAAGCCGGAGAGGCUGGUCGGCCUGGAGAAGACCCUGCAGCUGUCCACGGAGGGCUUCAUAACGCUGACCUACGAAGGGCUGCACUCGGAAGCCAAAGGGACCGGUGACGCUUUCAUCAUCCGCUUUGUCUGCAAUGACGACGCUUACCCGGGAACCGCCAGGUUCCUGCACCAGGACAUCGACUCUGCCCGGGGAAUCCGAAACUCUUUCUUUGAGUUUGAAACGGCGCUGGCCUGUGUGCCGUCUCCAGUGGAUUGCCAGGUCACAGACCUGGCCGGAAAUGAGUAUGACCUGAGCGGCCUAAGCAGAGUGAGGAAGCCAUGGGUUGCUGUGGACACAUCAGUGGAAGGGGAGAAAAAGAGGACUUUCUACCUGAGCGUGUGCACCCCACUCCCGUACAUCCCAGGGUGCCAUGGCAGCGCCGUGGGGUCCUGCCUGGUGACCGAAGACCACAGCUGGAACCUGGGCGUGGUGCAGAUCAGUCCCCAGGCCGCAGCCAACGGGUCCCUGAGCAUCGUCUACCUCAACGGAGACAAGUGCAAGAACCAGCGUUACUCCACCCGGAUCACGCUCGAGUGCACGCAGACGUCGGGGUCGCCGAUGUUUCAGCUGCUGGAUGAGUGUGAGUACGUGUUCAUCUGGAGGACGGUGGAAGCCUGCCCGGUCAUCAGAGCGGAAGGGGACAACUGCGAGGUGAGAGACCCGAGGCACGGCAACUUGUACGACCUGAAGCCGCUCUCCCUGAACGACACGGUCGUCAGCGCCUCGGGGUACAUCUACUACCUCCGCGUCUGCGGGGUGCUGUCCUCCAGCGCCUGCUCAGCCGAUGGGUCCAAGGCCAUCUCGUCGUGCCAGGAAAAGCGGGGGCCCCUGGGGUUCCAGAGAGUGGCAGGUCUCGUCACGCAGAAGCUGACGUACGAGAACGGACUGCUGAAAAUGAACUACACAGGGGGAGACGUUUGCCACAAGGUGUACCGGCGCUCGACCACCAUCUUCUUCUACUGCGACCGCAGCACCCAGAAGCCCAUGUUUCUCAAGGAGACGUCCGAUUGCUCCUACUUGUUCGAGUGGCGCACGCAGUACGCCUGCCCCCCUUUCGACCUGACCGAGUGCUCGCUCAAGGACGCGGCCGGCAACAGCUUCGACCUCUCGUCCUUGUCACGGUACAGUGACAACUGGGAAGCAGUCACCAGCACGGGGGCCACCGAGCACUACCUCAUCAACGUCUGCAAGUCUCUGUCUCCGCAGCCGGGCUCGGAGCCGUGCCCCCCGGAAGCGGCCGCGUGCUUGCAGAACGGCUCCAAGCCCGUGAACCUGGGCAGGGUGAGGGACGGCCCUCAGUGGAUGGACGGCGUCAUCGUGCUCCAGUACGUCGAUGGCAGCUCGUGUCCCGACCGGAUCAGGAAAAAGUCGACCACCAUCCGCUUCACCUGCAGCGAGAGCCACGUCAACUCCCGGCCCAUGCUCAUCAGCGUGGUGGAAGACUGCGAGUACACCUUUGCCUGGCCCACCGUAGCCGCUUGUCCUGUGCGGAGCAACGUGCACGGUGACUGCCAGGUCACCAACCCUGCCACAGGACACCUGUUUGACCUGAACUCUCUAAGUGGCAGCACCGGACACACAGCCGCGUACAGCGAGAAGGGGCUCGUGUACAUCAGCAUCUGUGGGGAUAAUGAGAACUGUUCCCCCGGCGUGGCGGCUUGCUUCGGGCAGACCAGGAUCAGUGUGGGCAAGGCGAGCAAGAGGCUCACCUACGUGGACCAGGUCUUGAGGCUGGUGUACGAUGAGGGGUCGCUGUGUCCUUCCAAAUCCGGCCUGAGGUACAAGAGCGUCAUCAGCUUCGUGUGCAGGCCCGAGGCCGGGCCCACCAACAAGCCCGUGCUCAUCUCGCUGGACAAGCAGACGUGCACGCUCUUCUUCUCCUGGCACACGCCACUGGCCUGCGAGCAGGAGACCGAGUGUUCCGUGAGGAACGGCAGCUCCAUCAUCGACCUGUCUCCCCUCAUCCACCGCACGGGGGGGUACGAGGCGUAUGACGAGAGUGAGGAAGAUGCUUCCGACACCAACCCCGACUUCUACAUCAACAUCUGCCAGCCGCUGAACCCCAUGCACGGGGUGGCGUGCCCCGCCGGGGCCGCCGUGUGCAAGGUGCCCGUGGAUGGGGACCCCAUCGAUAUCGGCCGAGUCUCCGGGCCUCCUAUCCUCAAUCCCGUAGCGAACGAAGUUUACUUGAAUUUUGAAAGCAGUACCCCUUGCGAAGCGGACAAGCAUUUCAACUACACCUCGCUGAUCGCCUUCCACUGCAGGAGGGGCGUGAGCAUGGGGACCCCCGAGCUGCUCAGGACCAGCGAGUGCGACUUCGUGUUUGAGUGGGAGACCCCGCUCGUCUGCCCGGACGAGGUGAAGACCGACGGCUGCUCCCUGAUGGACGAGCAGCUGCACUACAGCUUCAACCUGUCCAGUCUCUCCAGAAACACCUUCAAGGUGACUCGAGACUCGCGCACCUACAGCGUGGGGGUGUGCACGGCGGCUGCGGGCGUGGACGAAGGGGGCUGCAAGGACGGCGGCGUCUGCCUGCUGUCUGGGAGCAAGGGGGUGUCUUUCGGACGGCUGGCGUCGAUGAGACUGGAUUACAGGCACCAGGACGAAGCCGUCAUUUUAAGUUACGCCAACGGAGACAGUUGUCCUCCAGAAACCGAGGAGGGUGACCCCUGCGUGUUCCCCUUCACGUUCAACGGGAAGAGCUAUGACGAGUGUGUGCUGGAGAACAGGGUGAGGCUGUGGUGUGCGACGACCGCGGACUACGACCGGGACCACGAGUGGGGCUUCUGCCGACAGUCGAGCAGCCACCGGAUGUCUGCCAUCAUCUUUAAGUGUGACGAGGAUGCUGACAUUGGCCGGCCCCAGGUGUUCAGCGAAACUCGGGGGUGCGAGGUGACGUUCGAGUGGAAAACGAAAGUCGUCUGCCCUCCGAAGAAGAUGGAGUGCAAGUUCAUCCAGAAGCACAAAACCUACGACCUGCGGCUGCUGUCCUCUCUCACCGGGUCCUGGUUCUUCUUCCACCAGGGGGCCUCGUACUACAUCAACUUGUGCCAGAGGGUGCACAAGGGACCCCUGGACUGCUCCGAGAGAGCCAGCAUCUGCAAAAAGAGCGCAUCGGGGGAGGUGCAGGUGCUGGGGCUAGUGCACACGCAGCAGCUGGAUGUCGAAGAUGACAAGAUCAUUGUGACGUACUCUAAAGGUGACCCAUGUGGUAAAAACCACACUGCGUCCAGUGUCAUAGAGCUGACCUGCGCCCAGACGGUGGGCAAGCCUGCCUUCAAGAGGUUUGACAGGGACACCUGCACUUACUACUUCAGCUGGGACACGCGGGCCGCCUGCGCCGUGAAGCCGCAGGAGGUGCAGAUGGUGAACGGGACCGUCACCAACCCCGUCAAUGGCAGGAGUGUCGACCUCGGAGACAUCUAUUUCAAGUUAUUCACUGCCUCUGGGGACAUUAGGACAAAUGGGGACAAGUAUCUCUACGAAAUCCAGCUUUCUUCCAUCACAAACUCCCAAAACUCAGCUUGCUCCGGGGCCAACAUUUGCCAGAUUAAACCCAAUGACCAGCACUUCAGUAGGAAAGUUGGGACUUCUGAUAAAGCCAAGUACUACAUUCAAGAUGGUGACCUGGAUGUGGUGUUCACCUCGUCCUCCAAGUGUGGAAAAGACAAGACCAAAACGGUCUCUUCCACCAUCUUCUUCCACUGCGACCCGUUGGUGGAGGACGGGAUCCCGGAGUUCAGCCACGAGACUGCCGACUGCCAGUACCUCUUUUCCUGGUACACCUCUGCUGUGUGUCCUCUGGGGGCGAGCUUCGACAGCGAGGACCCUGGCGAGGACACGCAGACGCACAAGGGGCUCUCGGAGCGGAGCCAGGCCGUCGGGGCGGUGCUCAGCCUGCUGCUGGUGGCCCUCACGGGCUGUCUGCUGACCCUGCUGCUCUACAAGAAGGAGAGACGGGAGGUGGUGAUGAGUAAGCUCACCAACUGCUGUAGACGGAGUGCAAACGUGUCCUACAAAUACUCAAAGGUCAACAAGGAGGAGGAGGUGGACGAGAACGAAACUGAGUGGCUGAUGGAAGAGGUCCAGGUGGCCAUCCCCAGGCCCGGGAAGGAGGGGCAGGAGAACGGCCAUAUCACCACCAAGUCCGUGAAGGCCGAGGCCCUCACCUCCCUGCAUGGGGAUGACCAGGACAGUGAGGAUGAGGUCCUGACCAUCCCGGAGGUGCGCGUUCACUCGGGUAGGGUGGCUGGGGCGGAGAGCGCCCACCCUGCGAGAGCCCCCCAGAGGAAGGUGCUGCGGGGCGACCGGGUGGGGCUGGUGGGUGGCGAGCAGGCAAGGAGGGUGCUGCCCCCCGGGAACGCCGGCACCCUGGCCUCCUUCCAUGACGACAGCGAUGAGGACCUCCUGAACAUCUGAACUCCCGGUGCCUCCCGGGGCCUGUGGGCCGGUGGCCCAUCCAGGCCCCUCCAACCAAAUACGACUUCGCCUUGAUGAUGCUUCUGUCAUUUUUGCCUUUAACAAAAACUGUUUCGAAAGGGAAAGUAUUUCUGUGAGGGGGAGAGGACGAGGAGGUCCAGCACCGCUCAUCUGUGGGUGGCCACGUCGUGGAACGAGGCGUCACCCCCGUUGCCAAAGGGCGGUGCUGGGCCCGGGUUUUUCCCUGAGUCCUCAUGUGAGGGCCUGGCUGCCGUGCCAGGUGCCUCUGGGGACAGAGGGCUCUCUGCUGGAGAAACCCCUUGCUGCUUUAGGCCCUAUAGGAUAUUUGGCCAUUAUAUUUUAGCAUUUACUCCUCUCCUCCUAUUUAUUGACUUUGACAAUUACUCAGGUUUGUGAAAAAGAAAAAAAAAAGCAACAGAACACAACCCCCCAGCAGUUACCUCUGCUGGCCGGGGCCGCUCCGGUCCCACGCCAUUGGGGGCGCUGCCAGUGUGGGUGGUUCCAUACUCGACUCUGAACUGGCCCACGAUGUAGCCUCUCAUUUAGAAGACUCCAUUGCGCCUCUCUUCCUCUUGGCUUUCUGUUUCCUGCGGGCACACGCACGUGCACACACACACACAUGCCUGUACGGGGGUCCCCGAGUGCCUGGGCUUCCGAGGGUCUGCCCGCUCCCCGCCUCCUGCGACGGCUGCAGCUUUCUGCAUGACAUCUAGAGCCCAGCGCUGUCUGCACUCGGUGUUUGUCGCCGGCCACCGUGCUCCGCCCGCCCAGAGACCCACUGUGGUGGGAGAGGGGGGCUGAGAUGCCAGGCCGGUGACUUUUACAGAUCUCACCUCUUCAGGUUCUCACGACACCACCGUGACUGUGCGUAUUUUUUUAAGAAAAAAAGUGUUUAUCAACCAUCUGACCUAUAUGAAGCCUUAAUUUGCACAGUGCGUGACUUAGGAAAUUGCAUGAACGCUGAUGGGCGGGAACCUCGCCCCCCCGGGUGGCCCUUGGGCCCCAGCUGCGGGGCGGCCGAGGUCGGGGCAACACUGCGGUGUCUCCCCACCCCCGUUGGCUCCUUUCUUGAAGUGUUUAAUGGAUGACUUUUCUCAUAUUCUAGAAUUGUACAUAGACUCAGUGGUGGUCACAUACUGAAGCGCAGGCCACCCUACAGAAUGCGUUGGUUUGUACUCAGUUUGGCUGGCUUAUUUGAUUUCAACAUGAGUAUUUUUUAAAAUCGAUUUCUUUCCUUUUUUUUUUCAAUCAAAUUUACUGUAAUAUAAAGUACUCAACAAUUUCAAUAAAAAAUAAAUUAUUA
Molecule: messenger RNA, 8983 nt
Organism: Artibeus jamaicensis (Jamaican fruit-eating bat)
Lineage: Eukaryota; Metazoa; Chordata; Mammalia; Chiroptera; Phyllostomidae
Gene: IGF2R
Product: insulin like growth factor 2 receptor
Exons: 48
Coding region: 196-7659 (2487 amino acids)
Biological process (GO): lysosomal transport
Cellular component (GO): late endosome; plasma membrane; trans-Golgi network
Molecular function (GO): D-mannose binding; signaling receptor activity; insulin-like growth factor binding
Source: RefSeq, a predicted model, not a curated record